AACAAAGUAACGGAAGAAGGUUCAUCGCGUGCCCCCACCUACCCUUCGUGCGUAAUUCAACUAAGUUUUCUCUUUCAACGCGUUCAUAACUUCAAAAAUCUCCAUCUAGAAUCUAUAUCAAUACAUAGAUAUAUAUAUAUAUACACACAUAUAUAUCGCUCUCUGUAUAAACUCUAAAACUACAUACAAAUCCCUAAUUCUGAAUUCAGAUCCUAUUAUUUUCAAGCUUGUUCAUGGCAUCGUCAUCUUCUUCUUCGAUUCAUCAAGUCAAUUUUCGAACCCUAGUCCUCGCCAGACACCUCAACCACCCCAAUCUUCAUUCACCUCCAUCUCUCGAACCCUCCGUAUGUCUUCAAUACUCUCCUCCGGAGCUCUCCGAAAUGUUCAAUUUCGACACCAGAUCCAUGCGGAAGCUGAUGGACGGCCACAAUUUGGAGGACAGGGACUGGUUGUUCGGAUUGAUGAUACAGAGCAAGUUGUUCUGCCCUAGAGAGAGGGGAGGGAAAGUUUUCGUGUCGCCCGACUAUAAUCAGUCGAUGGAGCAGCAGAGAGAGAUGACAAUGAGGCGAAUUGGGUACUUGCUGGAUCGUGGAGUUUUCGAUGGGUGGCUUAUGGCCAAAGGGCCCGAUGCUGAUAUGCGAAAGUUCGCCUUUUUUGAGGCCGUUGGUUUGUAUGAUCACUCACUUGCCAUUAAGCUUGGUGUUCAUUUCUUUCUAUGGGGUGGUGCCAUCCAAUUUUUUGGCACAAAGCGCCAUCAUGAGAAGUGGUUGAGAGACACUGAAAGUUACGUAGUCAAAGGUUGCUUUGCAAUGACUGAACUUGGGCAUGGAAGUAAUGUGCGAGGAAUUGAAACAGUCACCACCUAUGAUCCAAAAACUGGCGAGUUUGUAAUUAACACUCCCUGUGAAUCGGCUCAGAAGUACUGGAUUGGAGGGGCAGCUAAUCAUGCAACACACACUAUAGUUUUUUCACAGCUCAAUAUAAAUGGAAAGAAUCAAGGGGUCCAUGCUUUUAUAGCCCAGAUCAGAGAUGCAAACGGCAACAUCUGUCCAAACAUAUCUAUAGCUGAUUGUGGUCAUAAGAUUGGCUUAAAUGGUGUUGACAAUGGCCGAAUCUGGUUUGACAAUGUCAGGAUCCCUAGAGAGAAUUUGUUGAAUUCAGUAGCUGAUGUUUCUCCUGAUGGGCAAUAUCUUAGCACAAUAAAGGACCCAGAUCAGAGAUUUGCUGCAUUCCUGGCCCCUUUGACAUCUGGUCGCGUGACCCUGGCAGUCAGUGCAGUUUACUCAUCAAAGAUUAGUUUAGCAAUUGCUGUUAGGUACUCAUUGACAAGGCGGGCAUUUUCUGUCACACCAAAUGGACCUGAAGUGCUUUUGCUUGAUUACCCAAGUCAUCAACGGCGGCUCUUACCUCUUCUUGCAAAGACAUAUGCCAUGAGUUUUGCUGCUAACUACUUGAAAAUGAUAUAUGUGAAGAGGACACCUGAAUCAAACAAAAUAAUCCAUGUUCUUUCAAGUGGAUUCAAGGCUACCUGUACCUGGCAUAACAUGAGAACUCUUCAGGAAUGUCGUGAAGCUUGUGGGGGACAAGGUCUGAAGACCGAAAAUCGUAUUGGUCAUAUGAAAGGUGAAUAUGAUGUGCAGUCCACUUUUGAGGGGGACAACAAUGUUCUUAUGCAACAGGUUAGCAAGGCACUUUUAGCAGAGUAUGUUGCAGCCAAGAAGAGAAACGUGCCAUUUAAAGGUUUGGGAUUGGACCACAUGAACAAGUCUUCCCCGGUCAUCCCAUCUCAGCUGACAAGUUCAAUCCUCAGGAGCAUUCAGUUCCAGACUGAUAUAUUCUGCCUUAGAGAGCGAGACCUAUUGAAUCGUUUUGCUGCUGAAGUUUCACAAUACCAAGCACAGGGAGAAAGCAAAGAAUAUGCAUUCAUUCUGAGCUAUCAUCUUGCUGAAGACUUGGGGAGAGCCUUUUCAGAACGAACAAUUUUGCAGAUCUUUAUAGAGGCUGAGGCAACUGUGUCUGCUGGCCCAUUGAAGAACAUGUUAGGUUUGUUGAGAUCCAUGUAUGUCAUGAUCAGUCUGGAAGAAGAUGCUGCAUUCCUCCGAUACGGUUACUUAUCAACUGAUAGUGCUGCUGCAGUGAGGAAAGAAGUAACGAAACUUUGCAGUGAACUGCGACCACAUGCACUUACCUUGGUCAGUUCCUUUGGCUUACCUGAUGCUUUCUUGAGCCCUAUAGCUUUUAAUUGGGUAGAGGCAAAUUCUAGGUCUCCAGUUAAACUCUAGCUAGCUUGGUGCGACUAUUUACCUUCCAUCUCUAGUUGAUGGAAAUGAGUGUUAUAUCUGUGGCUUUCAAGUAUCUGUCAAUAAGUUCGCAUAUCGUUCCUGGCUGAAUGGCAUUAAAGUAUGGCCAUUGUUUUGUAAAACUAUUUAUCAUAAAAUAAUAAAUGGAAUCUUAUUUUACUCAAGCA
Molecule: messenger RNA, 2467 nt
Organism: Cornus florida
Lineage: Eukaryota; Viridiplantae; Streptophyta; Magnoliopsida; Cornales; Cornaceae
Product: acyl-coenzyme A oxidase 3, peroxisomal-like
Exons: 13
Coding region: 234-2282 (682 amino acids)
Biological process (GO): fatty acid beta-oxidation using acyl-CoA oxidase; lipid homeostasis
Cellular component (GO): peroxisome
Molecular function (GO): FAD binding; fatty acid binding; acyl-CoA oxidase activity
Source: RefSeq, a predicted model, not a curated record